AUGGAAAAGUUUUCGAGGUUCAGGGAUCCAGGGACAGGCAUCCAGGUCUUCCUGACUCCGGUACCACCAGUUGGCGCAGGCAAGGUCUUUGCGCAGAUCCUCACACCGGUAGCCCUCAUUGUCGGCGUCAUCCGGGCGGCCCUCGUCCUGGUUACUUUCGUAAUAUGGAUAGUCCUCAAUACACUUCUAGGGUCGAUCAAUGCUUUCCUGAUAUCUGUAUUCGGACGAGCGACAUUAUUCUGGCUCGGAUUCGCCUGGUUAAAUGCUGAAGUUAUAUCACUUCAGAAGCGAGGGCGUGCUGCCUCAUCUGUACGACCACUUUCGAGUAUCAAGCCCACAAAGGGCUCCAUCAUCGUGUCGAACUGGUCCAGUUGGGUCGAUGUGCUCUACAUUUCCAUCCUGUUCAAUCCACUUUUUCUAGCCCCUGUCGUGGCUCCAUCUCCCACAUCGGCGCAGAGUUCGCCUGCCCGCAGCCGCGAAAACAGCAGGUCAGCGUCCAACUCGCCCACGACCGCUCGUCGAAGAAAUGCAGGUGCCGAGGUCGUCACCGAGGCGAACAACGCUCCCGCCAGCUUAGGUCCAUCUUCGCGACUGCUGGGCUUCCGCAAAGUGUCCAUGUGGGAUAUGAUCACUGCGUCUGGUGAGACGCCGAUGAUUCGCGGGGACAAGAACGGUAAGCAAGAUUUCAAGGAUAUCGAGACGCUCGCAAGGAAAGCAGACAGACCUGUGUGCAUUUUCCCCGAACUUGUCACAUCAAACAAUCGAGGGCUGCUCCGAAUGAAUCCGAUUUUUCCUGCAUCAUGGCGUGCCAUGUUCCGAGCGACUGGCGCUCUGCGCCUCGGAGCCGGCCAACCGGACAUUUACAUCAUCUCCAUCAAACACACCCCACCGAGCACGCAAUCACCUUCUUCGGUGCUCAGCGUCCCUGGACAGCGCUUCAAUCCACUCACUCACGUCUGGUCGCUCUGUGCUUCUCUCAACUUUUCGAGGUCGCUCCAGGUGCGGGUGCUCAACCCUGAGGAGUCACCCUCCUCUGAGGCUUUCGUCGCAGACGCUCUCGUGGCGACAACCAGUGCUGCAGAUCCGAUCAGCGAGCUCUGUGGAAACCUUAUAUCGCAAUUAUCGCGACUCAAGAGAACAGGCUUAGGCUGGGAGGACAAAGAAUCAUUCUUGGCCCUGUACCGUGAGAGACGGAAGCCAUGAGAGGCACCAGAAC
Tilletiaria anomala UBC 951 is the source of this 1216-nucleotide messenger RNA. RefSeq lists its product as uncharacterized. The record is from RefSeq and is a predicted model, not a curated record. Bases 1 to 1203 code for a protein of 400 amino acids. Lineage: Eukaryota; Fungi; Basidiomycota; Exobasidiomycetes; Georgefischeriales; Tilletiariaceae. The transcript has 7 exons.